Messenger RNA from Vitrella brassicaformis, 1914 nucleotides. Lineage: Eukaryota; Vitrellaceae. The record is from the annotation of a GenBank genome assembly.
CCCCCCCUAGUCCCCCCUGCGCUCUUUGCGUCCGCUCGCCCUCCAGCCAUGCUCCCACUGCUGCUGCUCUCUUUGUUUCUCGUCGCGCAGCCGCCUGCAAUUCGCGGCCAGCCAGCGGAGGUGACGGUCAAGUAUGCGAUUCUCGUCUACGCAUUCUGGGCUCCAUGGCCCGCGACGGUCAUCGUCCCACCCUUCGACUACUAUCUUGAGCGCCUCAACAGCGGCCACUGGAAUGGCAAACGGCUCACGGCGGGGAACACGACGAUUCGCCUCGAACGAGACGUCAUUGAAUAUGAUCUCUCUGGCUGGACCGCGGAGCAGAUGGAUGCCCUGACCAACGACACCUACGUCGCGCUGAUAAGCUAUGGACUCACAGAGGAUGUUAUACUCCCUCUUGCGCAGCACAAGAACCUCCUGCACGUCGCGGGUUGGUCGACCGACGCCGUCUCAGCGGAUUCAUUCGUGUUUGACAAAUAUGCCCUUUCUCUUGGAGUCGCUCAGAGCAUCCUCUCGCCCUUCAAGACACGCGGCUACACCAAGUGUGCAGUGAUAAGCUCACACAAUCACCACCGUCGUCCGUACGCUGAUCUGGCGAUAGACGGCAUCCGGAGUCUGAACAUGACGCUCACGCUGCUUAUGGACGUUCCCCAUUUACCCGGUGACUUAUCGGAGGUCCAUCGCCCCCUUAUAGCACUGGGCUAUGCAGCCGAUCAGGCGGUAAUCGAUACAUACGGCAACUGGACAUUCGAGUAUGAAGAUCCGCUCAACCCGGGAACAAACAAGACCUACGGGCCCAAAUUGCUUGGGAACAAUCAUCUUGGAGAGGACUUUGCCCAGGCCCUCAAAGAGACCGGCACCGAGGUUCUCAUCCAUUAUGGUUUUGCUGAUUCAUUGACCUUGGGGCCUGACAAUUAUAAUAAGAUGAAUAUGGACGUCUACGAUGAAUUCAACCAGAUUCUCAUCGACAAGGGCGUCGACCUGAAGGUCAGUCGAUCAAUAAAUCAGUCAGUCAGUCAGUCAGAUAGCGAGUCAGGCCAGGAGAAGGGAGGGGGGGAUUUGUGUGACGUGUGAUGUUUCAGUCAGUAGUUUCUCUCCAUCUGCACACGACGACACAACCCCUUUCACUUUCUCUGUGCGUGUGUGUGUGUGGUCAGGGCUGGUACGUACGACCACUUACUGAAUCAAAUGAAAGCGUUACUUAAAGAACUCUGUUGCUGGACACACAGCUGCAUACAUCGGCUGCUGCUGUUGUUGGUUGGUGUGUUUGUUGCUUGGCGUAGGUUCCGUGACCCUCAAGUCGCGACAAGCGGCACCUACUAUCAGUAUGGCGCCCACAAUCUGACGGAUUUCUUCCUGACAAAUGCCGAGUGGACGUCCAAGGUCAACUAUUACGACGCCUUCCUCGACGUUUGGAGCAGCGACCUGAUCGCCGAUUACAACGCCUGGCCCAACCGCACCACGGACUACGAAAGAUUUGUCAAUCAGCACAUGCACGCAGGUAGGCAAGCCACCCAUCCAUCCAUCCAUCCAUCCAUCCAUCCCCAGCGGGCAGCGGGCGAAGGGAUGACAUGUUUAUUUGUGCGUGUUUGCACCUUCAUUCAUCAGUGCAUCUGCUGGCGAUUUGCAUUUCGUUUCUGACCGAGUGGAGUCCCGACAUGGACACGAACCGGGCGGCCAUCAAGCUGGAGCUCUGGCGUAACAGCUUCGACACCUUCUGGGACGCCAACCUGCGGUUCGACAAGGAUAGCCGACUGAACGGAGCCUUUAUCAUGCUCCAGCAGUUCCCAGGGACCACCAGCUUCAGCGAUCUGAAGGCGGUGGCACCCGAGGCCGUUGCCGAAGUCCCCAUUCAGAUCCCCAUGCCGAGCUUCGAGUCGAGAUUCAUAGGCUGCCCCCCCGGCACCUUUAAUGAUG